This is a messenger RNA of Fraxinus pennsylvanica, 306 nucleotides long. The record is from the annotation of a GenBank genome assembly. Lineage: Eukaryota; Viridiplantae; Streptophyta; Magnoliopsida; Lamiales; Oleaceae.
AUGUGCCCCUCAGAAACAAUAAACAAAACAGAAGANCUUUGUUCUAUUUCAGAAGUGAUUAAUUUCAACAGUAAUUAUUCUGUUGAUCUCAAGCCAGGCGUUGACAUCAAAAUUGAUGGUAUUCUAGUGCAGGUGACAUCUGAUGUUCAUUUUCAGGACAAUGUAGAGAUAGUGAUGGCUAUUGAAGAAUAUUUUAAACUGGAUAUUCCUGACAAGGAAGCUGAUAAAAUUGAGUCCUGCUCUCUUGCAAUUGCAACGGCUAGCUGUUUCUUCGAGACAGAGACAUUACAUCCUGUUCAUGUUUGA